Molecule: messenger RNA, 2528 nt
Organism: Osmerus eperlanus (European smelt)
Lineage: Eukaryota; Metazoa; Chordata; Actinopteri; Osmeriformes; Osmeridae
Gene: gss
Product: glutathione synthetase
Exons: 14
Coding region: 189-1625 (478 amino acids)
Biological process (GO): glutathione biosynthetic process
Cellular component (GO): cytosol
Molecular function (GO): ATP binding; glutathione synthase activity; glutathione binding
Source: RefSeq, a predicted model, not a curated record
CAGCCCCGGGCAUAGGCCAGUUAGCAAUGUGUAAUCCAUGCGAUAGUUAAAGUGAAGACACUCUUAACUUUCCAUUCAACUUCUAUUUAGCUGUGUAGAUAUCUUGCUCUGCCAAAAGGCUAUACGUUCCGUGGAGGGCUUUCGUGCAUAUCUUUAUAACAACCAACGUGAGUUGCAGGUGGACAACGAUGGCGGAUCAUCAGGAGGGGAUACCGGAGGCGGUGUUGAGGAACACAGCGCUUGUUCAGGACCUAGCCGAUGUUGCCAAGGAUUCCGCUCUUCUACAUGGAGUACUGAUGAGAACCGAAGAGACGCCAAACUCUUCAGAGCUGGUGUCGUACGCCCCGUUCACCCUGUUCCCCUCCGCUGUGCCCAGGGCGGUGUUUGAGCAGGCUGUGGAGGUCCAGACACACUACAACCUCCUAGUGGACCGGAUCAGCCAGAACCAGGCCUUCCUGGAGCAGGCCCUGUCCAGCACCAUCGCAGUGGACGACUUCACAGCCCGGCUGUUCAGCAUCUACAGACACGUCCUCCAGGAGGGCCCAGCCCAGUCGGUGGUGGUGGGGCUGAACCGUUCUGACUACAUGCUGGACCAGAGUGCUGAUGGGGGCGUGGCUCUGAAGCAGGUGGAGAUCAACACCAUCGCUGCCAGCUUCGGAGGGCUGGCCUCACGCACGCCUGCCCUCCACAGACACGUCCUGAGGGUGGCCGGGCGGCUGGAGGACAGCCGGCGUAUCCUUGACAACAACCCGUCAGCUGGCCUGGCCGCAGCGCUGGCUAAAGCCUGGGAACUCUACGGCUCCCAAAGGGCUGUGGUCAUGUUCUUGGUGGAGGACGUCCAGAGGAACAUAUACGACCACCGAUACGUGGAGAACGAGCUGUGGAGCAGGAAAGUUCCGGUCAUCCGGCGGAGGUUUGAGGACGUGAGCAGAACGGGUUCUCUGGAUCAGGACCGGAGGCUGCUAGUUGACGGGAAAGAGGUGGCUGUGGUCUACUUUAGGAAUGGAUACAUGCCCCAGAACUACACUGAACAGAGCUGGGACGCCCGUCUGCUGAUGGAGCGCUCGCAGGCGGUGAAGGUUCCAGACAUCAGCACCCACCUGGCCGGGACCAAGAAGGUGCAGCAGGAGCUGGCUCUGCCCGGGGUUCUGGAGAGCUUCUUCCCAGGAGAGCCCCAAGUCGCAGCCCAGGUCCGGGCCACCUUUGCUGGGCUCUACACCCUGGACCCGGGUGCGGAGGGGGACCGGACGGUGGAGAUGGCUCUGGCAAAUCCUGACCAGUUUGUCCUGAAGCCCCAGAGAGAAGGAGGGGGCAACAACCUCUAUGGGGCGGAGAUCUGUCGUGUUCUGGAGGGAGUAAAGCAGAGCUCAGAGAGGACCGCCUACAUUCUGAUGGACAAGAUCAGGCCCCGCCCACUACACAACAUCCUUCUGCGGAGAGGGGCGGAGCUUAGACUCAGCACCUGUUUGAGCGAGCUUGGCAUGUUCGGAGCCUACGUCAGGCAAGGAUCAGACAUGCUCAUGAAUGAGUGUGUGGGACACCUGCUGAGGACCAAGAGUUCAGAGCACGCGGACGGGGGCGUGGCUGCCGGCGUGGCUGUGCUGGACAACCCCCUUCUGGUCUGAGCAGCGCCACCUGGAGGUGGAAGUGCACCUCCGGAGGCACAGUCGGCCGCAACACAUGGUUCUGGAAGCCCUCAUCACUCCUUAAAAGAAUCUAGAAAAAUUAACCCUUUGUUCUGUUCCUUGUGAAUCACAACAUGAAGAAUAUUUGUUCUACAUAGAUGUUGGAAGGAAUCUUCUCGUUUUUUGUCUUUGUAUGAACGUUUAUGUAAAGAAGUUAGUCUCCGAUUUUUUGUAGCAGCUAACAGCAGCUCCUCUCCGGGGUAGCCAGCUGUUUCAGACUCCAGCUGUUUCAGAUUGUCACCAGGAUACAGAACAGAUCAGCCCGCUGUUUCAGAUUGUCACCAGGAUACAGAUCAGCCAGCUGUUUCAGACUGUCCGCCGGAUACAGAUCAGCCAGCUGUUUCAGACUGUCACCAGGAUACAGAACAGAUCAACCGGCUGUUUCAGACUGUCACCAGGAUACAUUUUACAUUUAGUCAUUUAGCAGACGCUCUUAUCCAGAGCGACUUACAGUAAGUACAAGGACAUUAUCCCCGAGGCAAGUAGGAUGAAGUGCCUUGCCCAAGGACACAACAUCAUUUGGCACAGACUUGGCACAGGGAAUCAAACCGGCAACCGUCUGAUUACUAGCCCGAUUCCCUAACCGCUCAGCCAUCUGACUCUAGAACAGAUCAGCCGGCUGUUUCAGACUUUCACCAGGAUUGUUUUCUACAAUCAGUGGCUGAAGAAGCGGUUUGUUGAAGUCACAGCGUUUGACACAAAGACAUAGACUAAAUCAUGUACUACUGUAGAUUGUCGAUGUUGAAAAGCUUGAUUUAAAUAUCAAUAAUAAAAAUUUUCUUAUAACAUUCAUGUUCUUUGAUGUGUAUGCAUGUUGAUAACCAAAAAAUCACAACGCUAUGA